GCAGCUCAUUAGCCGCGCUGCCCUUCGUCCGCUGCCAAGGAGAGGGAGAGCGGCGGGGAACGCUCGCCGGCUGAGAGGCGGGAGCGGGGCCGCAGGGAGCAGCCGCUGCUCAGCUGGUUCCGCCCCCUUCGUGGUUCUGGGCCUCAGGCCCCUGCCUGGCGGCCACUGCCGAACCGGGAGACAGACGCGGUCUCGGCGGGUGAGGACAGGCGAGGCGGGAGCCGGGGUCCCGGCCGGCGGGGCGGCACGGACCCCGCCGCCGUUGCUGCUGCCGGGGAGACGGGGGGCCCGGGCCGCUCUGGAUGGUGGUUAAAAUGAUCAUAGAAAACUUCGAGGCGCUGAAAUCCUGGCUCAGCAAGACCUUGGAGCCCAUAUGUGAUGCAGAUCCGUCUGCCCUAGCUAAAUAUGUUCUGGCUUUGGUAAAGAAGGAUAAAAGUGAAAAGGAACUGAAGGCAUUGUGUGUUGAUCAGCUGGAUGUAUUUCUUCAGAAAGAAACUCAGAUAUUUGUGGAAAAACUGUUUGAUGCUGUGAAUACAAAAAGCUAUCUACCUCCACCAGAACAGCCGUCGUCAGGAAGUCUGAAAGUAGAAUUUUUUCAGCACCAGGAAAAAGAGACAAAAAAGGAAGAGAUCGUUAAAGAGGAAGAGCGAGAGAAAAAGUUCUCUAGAAGAUUAAAUCACAGCCCUCCUCAGUCAAGUUCUCGCUACAGAGAUACCAGGAGCCGUGAUGAAAGGAAAAAAGAUGAACGUUCUCGGAAGAGAGAUUACGACCGAAAUCCUCCCAGAAGAGAUUCCUAUAGGGAUCGAUAUAACAGAAGAAGAGGGAGGAGUCGGAGCUACAGCAGGAGUCGAAGUAGAAGUUGGAGCAAAGAGAGAUUGCGGGACCGAGAUCGAGACCGGAGCAGAAGCCGGAGCAGAACACGAAGCAGAGGUACCAACAGUUGGUCUCUAAGACACGAAAGGGAUUUGGGAAAGCCAAAAUAUGAUAUGGAUAGAACAGAUCCAUUAGAGAACAAUUAUACUCCGGUUUCUUCUGUGACAAAUAUUUCAUCUGGCCACUACCCUGUCCCUACACUGAGCAGCACAAUUACUGUUAUUGCUCCUGCUCAUCAUGGAAAUAACACUACUGAAAGCUGGUCAGAGUUCCAUGAAGAGCAGCUGGACCACAACUCCUAUGGAAGACCUCCGCUGCCAAAGAAACGCUGUCGAGAUUAUGAUGAAAAGGGUUUCUGUAUGAGAGGAGACAUGUGCCCCUUUGAUCAUGGAAGCGAUCCAGUAGUGGUAGAAGAUGUAAAUCUUCCUGGCAUUCUGCCUUUUCCAGCACAACCCCCUGUUGUCGAAGGACCACCUCCUCCUGGACUUCCUCCCCCUCCACCAAUUCUGAGUCCUCCUCCUGUUAACCUUAGACCUCCAGUACCACCACCAGGCCCCCUGCCACCUAGCCUUCCACCUGUAACAGGACCACCCCCUCCACUUCCCCCAUUGCAGCCUGCUGGCAUGGAUGCCCCCCCAAAUUCAGCAACUAGCUCAGUUCCUACCGUUGUUACAACGGGUAUUCAUCACCAGCCGCCUCCUGCUCCACCCUCUCUUUUUACAGCAGGUGUAGUACUGAGGCUUUGCCCACAAGAAACGUAUGACACAGAUGGCUAUAAUCCAGAAGCUCCAAGUAUAACAAAUACUUCAAGACCUAUGUAUAGACAUAGAGUACAUGCCCAAAGACCAAAUUUGAUAGGACUCACAUCAGGUGACAUGGAUCUACCACCUAGAGAAAAACCUCCUAAUAAAAGUAGUAUGAGAAUAGUGGUAGAUGCUGAAUCCAGGAAAAGAACAAUUGGUGCAGGUGAUGCUGGAGUUCCUACAAAGAAGACUUGGUUUGACAAGCAAAAUUUUAACAGAACAAACAGUCCAGGUUUCCAGAAGAAGGUGCAGUUUGGAAAUGAAAAUACGAAACUUGAAUUGAGAAAAGUUCCCCCAGAACUUAACAAUAUCAGCAAACUUAAUGAGCACUUCAGUAAGUUUGGCAACUUGGUUAACUUGCAGGUUGCAUAUCAAGGUGAUCCAGAAGGUGCCCUCAUUCAAUUUGCCACACACGAGGAAGCAAAGAAAGCUAUAUCAAGUACAGAAGCAGUAUUAAAUAAUCGCUUUAUUAAAGUUUAUUGGCAUCGAGAAGGCAGUGCACCACAAAUCCAGACUACUACACAGAAGGUAAUACAACCCUUAGUUCAGCAGCCCAGUUUACCAGUAGUGAAACAGUCUGUCAAGGAGCGAUUAGGUCCAGUACCUGCAAGUAAUAUUGAACCUGCAGAAGCACAGAGUGCCAGUACAGAAGUCUCUCAGAAUGUGACUAAAUUAUCUGUGAAGGAUAGACUGGGUUUUGUGUCAAAGCCGGUUACCCCAACAACUGAAAAGGUUUUAUCCACUUCUACUGGCUUGACAAAAACUGUGUACAACCCUGCUGCUUUGAAGGCAGCACAGAAAUCUUUGCCUGUUGUUUCCACUUCCGUGCUAGACUCUAAUGAAGCACAGAAGAAAAAACAGGAUGCAUUACGACUUCAACAAGAUGUGAGAAAAAAGAAGCAAGAAAUUUUAGAGAAGCACAUUGAAACACAGAAGAUGCUGAUUUCAAAGCUGGAGAAGAAUAAAACCAUGAAGUCAGAAGACAAAGCAGAAAUCAUGAAAACACUGGAAAUUUUGACUAAUAGCAUUACCAAGUUAAAGGAUGAAUUAAAAGGUGUAUCACAAGGAGGAGGGACUCCUUUAAAAAGCAUGAAAACGAAGACUCAGAUGCAGAAAGAGUUACUAGAUACUGAACUGGAUUUAUACAAGAAGAUGCAAGCUGGGGAGGAAGUUACUGAAUUAAGGAGAAAAUAUACAGAGCUGCAGCUGGAAGCUGCCAAGCGAGGGAUUCUUUCUUCAGUUCGUGGUAGAGGGGUUCAUGCAAGAGGCCGGGGUGCAUCACGUAGCAGAGGUAGAGGAAUACGAGGCCGGGGUAGAGGCAGAGGAGUUCCUGUGCAUGCAGUUGUGGAUCAUCGACCUAGGGCAUUAGAAAUCUCUGCAUUCACAGAAAGUGAUAGAGAAGAUCUUCUUCCCCAUUUUGCGCAAUAUGGUGAUAUUGAAGAUUGCCAGAUAGAUGACUCUUCUCUUCAUGCAGUGAUUACCUUUAAAACAAGAGCUGAAGCUGAAGCUGCUGCAAUUCAUGGAUCUCGUUUUAAAGGACAAGAGCUAAAGUUAGCAUGGAACAAGCCUGUUGCUAGCUUGUCAGCUCUUGAAACAGAAGAAGCUGAACCUGAUGAAGAAGAAUUUCAGGAAGAAUCUUUGGUGGAUGACUCGCUGCUUCAAGAUGAUGAUGAAGAGGAGGAGGAAAAUGAAUCUCGUUCGUGGAGAAGAUGAUUUGACUAAUCAAUGACAAUGCUAGAACUGCACCUGUGUUGCAUUAGUAUUAUCUAAUGUAUUUCUGCAUCUUUGUAUUAAAAGGGGUUUUGUGAUGAAGUUGGAUUCAAAUAAUAGACUAAAAUGCAGCUGGUCGGUUAUACGUUUUGAAAGAUUGAUGUUUGAGUUACAUUUCAGUAAAUGAUUGCUAAAGACAUCAUACUAGGAACAUAUGCAAUGUUUUUAUUACAUAGUUCUACAGAAAGUUACAGAAUUCUUUGGGUUCUUUGUAAUUUACCGAAUUGGUCAAACACAAAUGACCAGAAGUUGUUAUAACAUAGAUAAUUUUUGUUCUAUUCCAGAUACGGAAUGAAAAUUUGCAUUUAAAAUCUUUGUGAAUGUUUUCAGAAAUGAAUAGAUAACAGUACUAAACUGAAGUCUCUAAAGUUACGUAUUCAUAAUAUUGCAUAGUAGUAUGCUUAGGCUUUACUAUGUACUAGCCUUUUGUUGGAUUUGUGUACGUAUUUUACCUAUGGGUUUUAAUGAUAAAGUGUAUGACUGCUUUGCAUAUAAGUCCUUAUGACUUUAAGAUGUUAAAAAAUAAAGAAAUGGAAUGGUCUUCAAAAAAAAAAAAAAGAAAAAAAAAGAAAAAAAAAGCAAUAACCAAAAAAGCUGAGGCAAUGGUCCUUCAAAGUGGAAAAAAAAAGAAAAAAAAAGAAAAAAAAAAGAAAAAAAGAAAAAAGACCAUUCCAAAUGGCAACCCCCACCCCCAUACUCACAAAAGGAGCUCUAAUCACUAUCACUUACCUUAAAAUAGUAUUGAAUAUAAAAAAAACCCCAACGUAAUGGUGUUUCAUUUACAUUAACACACAGUUGUACUCUGCAUAAAAGCUUUUGGAUGUCUUCUGAAUUUUAAACUGUUUAAGUCAAACACUAAAUAGAAUAACAUUCCAACAAUAAGGAAUUUAUUCUGUAUCCCUGCACUGUGCAACUGUAGAA
This is a messenger RNA of Neopsephotus bourkii (Bourke's parrot), 4367 nucleotides long. It is a transcript of the gene RBM26, whose product is annotated as RNA binding motif protein 26. The coding region runs from base 303 to 3389 and encodes 1028 amino acids. The record is from RefSeq and is a predicted model, not a curated record. The transcript has 22 exons. Gene Ontology annotation, cellular component: nucleus. Gene Ontology annotation, molecular function: RNA binding; metal ion binding. NCBI's taxonomy places the organism in Eukaryota, Metazoa, Chordata, Aves, Psittaciformes, Psittacidae. Gene Ontology annotation, biological process: mRNA processing.